Molecule: messenger RNA, 1368 nt
Organism: Aspergillus melleus
Lineage: Eukaryota; Fungi; Ascomycota; Eurotiomycetes; Eurotiales; Aspergillaceae
Product: fungal specific transcription factor domain-containing protein
Exons: 2
Coding region: 37-1368 (443 amino acids)
Biological process (GO): DNA-templated transcription
Molecular function (GO): DNA binding; zinc ion binding
Source: RefSeq, a predicted model, not a curated record
CUCCGUGUUGAUCUUUUGAAGACGCACAUUAAUGACAUGGCUGUGUCCAGCACCCGGCCAUCCAAGCGAAAGGGCCAAAGUAGCAAGACAUUGGGCGCAACUCCUGCCAACGAGAAUCGAAUUGUCCCGUGUGCAACUCCUCCGGUAUCAAAUAGCUCCAGUCAGGGUCUUCCCAGAAAUGACACCCCCUCGAGAACCAAUAACGGCAUAUCGUCUUUCGGCCUGCAUGACCUGUGCACGGCCGCCUCGCUAGCAAGAGACGACUAUACCAGUGACAACCAAGGUAACGAGGCGACAUUUUCUCAGCUCGAUAGGGAGUUGAUCUCUCCUCAUCAAGCAGAUGCUGCGGACAGUUAUCUGGGAGAUACUGGAUACGGCGAGAUCUAUGGCUCAGAGAUACGACUCAAUGCCGAUGAUCAAAGGAGGCAAGCGGAGGUGCCGCUACCUUUCGUUGAUUUGCCGCCGCCAGAGCUUGUGCAGGGAUUCGAGGAAACAUACUUUGAGUAUUGCUCUACUUGGUGCCCCGUCCUUGACAAGAAUACGGUUCAAAAUGACCUGGAGGCAUCGCCAUUGGUCAUGAAUGCACUCUCCCUGGCCGCAAGCCAUGUGCAGCCCCCCGUGAUUAUCCAUGCAGAGCCUGCCAGCUACUACGAUCGCGUGAAGCAAUUAUUCUAUGGCGACCAUGAGCCAAAUCUUCUGCUGUGCUUGAAAGCAAUAGCCUUGGUCUAUUGGUGGAGUCCUCGCCCCCCAUCUAGAGUUCAUCGCGACUCGUCCUGGUGGUGGACAACGGUCGCGAUCCGACAUGCCCAACACGGAGGGUUUCACAGGGAGCCGAAGCCUGGUCAGUUGGAACGAUCGCAGAUUUACACCGGUCUACGACGAAGGCUCUGGUGGACAUUUUAUUGGGUGAAGCUUUGCGGCAUUGUCGGGAAUAUCGCCAAGCAUCUCAUGCGCACGAGCAACAACAUGGUCUUGCAUUUUCCUGUCCACCAUGCACAGGAGCUCAUCUCAUGGGCGCAUGCCCUUCCACACCACCUCUCGUUGCCUAUUGAAUCUGACUUGACCGUGUCCUUCAAUCGCGACGUGCACCAGCUACACCUGCCGUAUCUUGCAACCAUCAUCGUGCUCCACCUGAGCCAGUCAACCAAACCUCUUCCUCGAGCGUACCCGGCAGCCAUACUCGCAGCGUCCUGUAUAGCUCGGAUCUUGAAGGACUGCCUGGCUCGCGGUCGGAUUCGAUACCUGAUGGGCAUUUCGUGCUGGUAUUGUGGGAUGGCGAUGCUUGCUCUCCUGCACGCACGACGCAUACCCCAUCUAGCAAAAUGUGCAGAAGAAGACGUCAGGAUUGUUCUGCUUGCUCUUCAAUAG